Eubalaena glacialis (North Atlantic right whale) is the source of this 653-nucleotide messenger RNA. RefSeq names its product beta-2-microglobulin-like. Lineage: Eukaryota; Metazoa; Chordata; Mammalia; Artiodactyla; Balaenidae. The record is from RefSeq and is a predicted model, not a curated record. Bases 15 to 371 code for a protein of 118 amino acids. The transcript has a single exon. Gene Ontology annotation, molecular function: MHC class II protein complex binding. Gene Ontology annotation, biological process: antigen processing and presentation of exogenous peptide antigen via MHC class II; immunoglobulin production involved in immunoglobulin-mediated immune response; peptide antigen assembly with MHC class II protein complex. Gene Ontology annotation, cellular component: MHC class II protein complex; MHC class I protein complex.
CUGCUCCUGUAGCGAUGGCUCCCUUCGUGACCUUGGUCCUGCUCGGGCUGCUCUCGCUGUCUGGCCUGGACGCCGUCCAGCGUCCUCCGAAGGUUCAGGUUUACUCACGACACCCCGCAGAGAAUGGAAAACCAAAUUACCUGAACUGCUAUGUGUGUGGGUUCCAUCCACCCCAGAUUAAGAUUGAUUUGCUGAAGAAUGGGGAGAAGAUGGAAGUGGAGCAAUCAGACCUGUCUUUCAGCAAGGACUGGUCUUUCUACCUUCUGGUCCACACUGCGUUCACUCCCAACGCAGUGGAUCAGUAUAGCUGCUGCGUGAAACACGUUACUCUCAGCGAGCCCAAGAUAGUUAAAUGGGAUCGAGACCACUAACCAGCAUCAUGGAGGUUUGAAGAUGCCUCAUUUGGAUUGGACUAAUUCCAAAUUCUGUUGUCUUACUUUUUAUUUUUUAAUUUUCUUUUUUAUUUUCUUUUUUUAAAAUUUAUUUUAUUGAAGUAUAGUUGAUUUAUAAUAUUGUGUUGGCUUCUGCUGUAUAGCAAAGUGAUUCAGUUAUUGUUGUCUUGCUUUUUAAUGCUGAUAUGCUUUUAUGCUUUAUGCAUAUAAAUCAGAAGUUGUAUUGAUGUUACCGCAAAUAUCAUCUUCUUUAUAAUUCUA